AUGAAGAUUAACGUCAAGACUCUGAAAGGGACUCACUUUGAGAUCCAAGUGAACCCUAAGGAUACGGUUCUUGAUGUGAAAAAAAAUAUAGAGGUAGUGCAAGGUGUUGAUGUUUACCCUGCUGUACAACAAAUGCUUAUUCACCAAGGAAAAGUGCUUAAGGAUGAAAGUACCUUGGAAGAAAAUCAAGUUGCUGAGAAUAGUUUUGUUGUGGUUAUGCUUUCCAAGAGUAAGGUAGCAGCUGCUUCAUCUGCACCCUCAAACCCAGCAGCCCAACCUGCAAGUUCUGUGCCUCCCCCUUCGUCAACACCUCAGCCUCCUGCUUCGACUGCCAGACAGGGAGAUUCCAAUCCUGUGCAAGCGCCUGCUGUUACUCCUCCCACUACUGUGGUGCCUAACACAUAUGGCCAAGCAGAAUCUAAUCUCCUUGCUGGAAGUAAUUUAGAAUCAACUAUUCAGCAGAUUCUAGAAAUGGGGGGAGGAAGUUGGGAUCGGGAUACUGUGAUCCGAGCUCUUCGUGCUGCAUAUAACAAUCCUGAAAGAGCUGUUGAAUAUCUCUAUUCUGGCAUCCCCGAACAAGCUGAAGCUCCAGCAGUUGCUGCAUCCACAAAUGUUGGGCAGGCAGAAAACCCUUUAGUCCAAGCUCCUCAACCAGCCGUGCCUUCUGGUGGGCCCAACACCAACCCACUGAACUUGUUCCCCCAGGGCAUUCCCAAUUUGGGUGCAAAUGAAAAUGCAGGCAACCUGGAUUUCCUCCGAAACAGUCAACAGUUUCAAGCUUUGAGAACAAUGGUGCAAGCAAACCCUCAAAUCUUGCAGCCCAUGCUUCAGGAACUGGGAAAACAAAAUCCACACCUAAUGGAGCUCAUCCAAGAACAUCAAGCUGACUUCUUACGCCUUAUAAAUGAGCCUGGAGGAGAAGAGAACCUAGAGGGUCAGUUGGAUGCUGUGGCGCCUCAGACCAUCACUAUCACCCCAGAAGAGCACGAGGCCAUUCAACGGCUUGAAGACAUGGGAUUCGAUCGAGACCUCGUGUUGGAAGUGUUCUUUGCAUGCAAUAAAAACGAGGAUCUGGCAGCCAACUAUUUAUUGGAUCACCAAAACGAGUUUGAUGAUUAG
This is a messenger RNA of Lathyrus sativus (Indian pea), 1119 nucleotides long. Lineage: Eukaryota; Viridiplantae; Streptophyta; Magnoliopsida; Fabales; Fabaceae. The record is from the annotation of a GenBank genome assembly.